AUGACCACAAUACCCUCAACAACCAAAUCAAUCGUUCUUCAAACCUCACUGCCAUCCGAAACCCCCACUUGGCACAAAACAUCAAUUCUAGAUGUACCACUUCGUCCCCGAACCAAAGACGAAGUGACGGUCCGAAUCAUUUCCUUUUCUUUAAACCAUCGUGAUGUUUGGAUCCGUAAAGGCCUUUACCCCGGGAUCCUUUCAUCAUCAAUCUUAGGAUCAGAUUGUACUGGAAUCAUCAUCGAUCCAAUUGACCAUCCCUUACACGCUCAACAAGUCCUCAUUUAUCCUGCUCUGAAUUGGUUAAAAGAUCCUAGAGGUCCAGAUAUCAAAGGGAAACCAUUUGGAAUCUUAGGUGGCACAAAGCUCAGUAAAGGUCUUGGAACAUUUACAGAAUACAUCAAUGUACUUUCAUCCCAUUGUAAACCGAUCCCAUCACACAUGAUCGGUCCAAGUGCUGCUUGUAUUCCUUUAGCUGGUCUAACAGCUUACAGAAUCGUACUUACAAAAGCUAAAAUCAAACCUAACAUGAACGUUUUGGUUACUGGAAUAGGUGGUGGAGUAGCUACGUUUGUGUUACAGUUUUGUUUGGCUCUGGGUGCAAGGGUUUGGGUAAGUAGUGGUAGUGAAGAGAAAAUGAAAUUAGCAAAAGAUCUUGGAGCACAAGAUGGAGUAAAUUAUAAACAAAAUGAUUGGCCUAGUCGUUUGGUUUCCUUGUUACCUGAAGAUGAACCUUUAUUAGAUGUUGUGAUCGAUUCAAGUGGAGGUGAUAUUUUGCAAAAGUGUAGAAAACUUUUACGUGAUGGUGGUCAAAUAGUUUCUUAUGGAUCAACCACUGGAUCACCCAUCUCAAUCACCAUGUCAGAAGUUCUAAAAAACUUAGAAAUCAAAACAAGUACUAUGGGAUCUCUACAAGAGUUUCAUGAAAUGAUUGAUUUCAUUGAAGCUCAUCAAAUCAAACCUAUUAUAUUUAAAACUUUAUUGGGUUUUGAAUCUGUAGAAGAAGCUUUUGAAAUUCUUAAAGAUGGUAAACAAUUUGGAAAAGUAGUGGUAGAGAUCUCAAAAGGUUCAACUAGUUUAAAAUUAUAA
Messenger RNA from Melampsora larici-populina 98AG31, 1089 nucleotides. RefSeq lists its product as uncharacterized. NCBI's taxonomy places the organism in Eukaryota, Fungi, Basidiomycota, Pucciniomycetes, Pucciniales, Melampsoraceae. The transcript has 3 exons. Gene Ontology annotation, molecular function: oxidoreductase activity. Bases 1 to 1089 code for a protein of 362 amino acids. The record is from RefSeq and is a predicted model, not a curated record.